Molecule: messenger RNA, 2040 nt
Organism: Xenopus laevis (African clawed frog)
Lineage: Eukaryota; Metazoa; Chordata; Amphibia; Anura; Pipidae
Gene: slc25a36.S
Product: solute carrier family 25 (pyrimidine nucleotide carrier), member 36 S homeolog
Biological process (GO): transmembrane transport; nucleotide transport; pyrimidine nucleotide import into mitochondrion
Cellular component (GO): membrane; mitochondrial inner membrane; mitochondrion
Molecular function (GO): pyrimidine nucleotide transmembrane transporter activity
Source: RefSeq, marked provisional
AUAAAUAUAGCGAGACGGAGCUGUGCAUGGUUUGUAGGAGAGGGAGGGUCGUAGGAGCAGCAGCUGUGUUUAAUGGCAGCGGGCCUAGCUACAGUCCUACUGCUUAUGUGUGUGCGCCCGUUUCCUAGUUCGCUUUAUUAAUGAUUCUUUCGGCUGGGCUACAAGGGCACUUGCAUUCCUGGGUGCGACUAUAGGGACGUUGUAGGUUCCAGCUGUAGUGGGAAGGGCACUAUAGACUUUGCAACAAGGGUCAGAGGGAGAAGUGCUUCCAGUGGAUCCUGCCCCACUGCUCCCCUUCUGCUGGGGACAAGAAUGAGAGAGAAUGAGCCAGAGAGACACCCUGGUGCAUCUGUUUGCUGGAGGUUGUGGAGGCACUGUUGGUGCAAUUUUGACUUGUCCAUUGGAAGUUGUAAAGACCAGACUACAGUCCUCAUCAGUGACUCUGUACAUCUCUGAAGUCCAUUUGAACACUGUUAAUGGUGCCAGUGUCAAUAGAGUAGCAAGAGUAUCACCAGGACCACUACACUGUCUCAAAGUAAUCUUGCAAAAGGAAGGUCCUCGUUCCUUAUUCAGAGGUCUAGGGCCUACCCUGGUGGGCGUGGCUCCUUCCAGAGCCAUCUAUUUUGCAGCUUACUCAAGCUGUAAGGAAAGGCUGAACCAUGUAUUUGCAGCAGAUUCCACCCAGGUUCACAUGAUCUCCGCUGGGGCAGCAGGAUUCACAGCCAUAACAGCCACCAAUCCCAUCUGGCUAAUUAAGACUCGCCUGCAGCUGGAUGCAAGAAAUCGAGGGGAAAGAAGUAUGAGUGCACUCGAGUGCAUACGCAAAGUGUACAAAACCGAUGGCAUGAAGGGGUUUUACAGAGGCAUGUCUGCCUCCUAUGCUGGCAUCUCUGAAACUGUUAUCCACUUUGUUAUUUACGAAAGUAUUAAACGCAAACUGCUGGAACAGAAAAUUGCUGAUGAAGAUGAGUCUGUAAAAGAAGCCUCAGACUUUGUUGGACUUAUGCUGGCAGCAGCAACUUCUAAAACAUGUGCCACCUCACUUGCGUACCCACAUGAGGUUGUACGAACUCGUCUCCGUGAAGAAGGAACAAAAUACCGGGCCUUCUUCCAGACUCUGUCACUGAUUGUAAAGGAAGAAGGUUACGGGGCCCUUUAUCGAGGUCUCACAACCCACCUUGUCAGACAGAUCCCUAACACAGCAAUUAUGAUGUCAACAUAUGAGGUGGUGGUUUAUUUGCUGAAUGGAUAGCAUCCUUCUCUUUUCUUAUCUAUGAAGAAGACGAGACCAAAUGGAAUUAAAGUGGACCAGAAGGCACCAACAGAAAAUGGCAAAAAUUAAAGACUGGGAAACUAUCAUGAAGUGCACUAUUAGCUGUACACAAUGUGAAAGGCAUGAUGAAGAAGCAACAGGCAUUCCUGCUGCAUUUAUUAUGUGUAGCACAAAGAAGUUUUGAUAUGGCGGAUGCCCAAGUGGGGAAUGCUUGUCAACACCAGCCAUUUUAGAAUUGAGUUUUUCUUUCUCUAAAGUGGUUUAGUGGAGUCCUUCCUGUAAGGCUUGGUGCAUAUUCAAAUGGAAGUUGCAGAGAAAGGACAUCUUGGAUGGAAUGCUUGUUCACAGUAAGGGCUCAUGUACACUACAGAUUCCUGUCUUCUACUAGCCAGAGUCUUCCAGACCCCAUGACUUAAGUCAGAAGAAUGUUGAACCAAUGAGUCUCAUACCGCCGGGCCAUAAUUAGCUCAUACCAUCCAAGCAAGUCUGUAGUGCAUAUGAGGCCUAACAUAGAAUGUGCAGGGGACUAGGGAAGUUGUGCAUUAAUCCCAUGUACCUCCUUAUUCUAUAAUAUUCAGAAUGGUCAUCCCAUCUGAGAUGGACUUUUUUGUGUAAUCCUUCCAGCUGCUACAUAGGUCCAGUUUCUUCAUGGUGUAAUUGCCAAGAGUUUCCUGGACUGGGCUUUUAAAAUGUUGUGCAAUUUGUACAUUGUUUUACUUUUAUUGAGCCUUUGUAGAAUAGUAGAAAUACACUUGAACAUUAUCCUG